UUUCUUCCUCGCCUGCGAUACGCUGGGGACGGCCACAAAGUCAAGGAGCGCAAUUUCAGAGAGCUCCAGAAGUGUGACUCAGCCCUGCAAUGGCAAAGUCAUGCUCAUCCCUGCUGGAAGAUGCUGUGGGUCUGCCCAGCAAACGGGCCCCACAAGCAUGGAGGCCGCUCACGCUGGAGUGCCAGCGGGUACAGACUUGGCCUCCGUGGCAGCAGGAGUGCGCGCACAAAAUUCCGCAACUGAUGUCACGGAGGCCAGAUGACGUCCGCUUGUUUCCCCUAUCAGCCAGAGCCGUAAGUUUACGGUAGAUGACAUGUUUCCUCUAGCGGGACAGGCCCGAUUCAAUCCAGACGCCCUCCCUCGGGGCCCCUCUCUCGCCUCACAGCCGCCCGUGGCUGUAGAAAAAGUCGAGGCAAUCACAGGCCACCUCGAAAGCGCCGCCGGACCGCGCAGCUCGCGAAGGCGAGACGCGGCCCGGAGGGUCGUUGCGCGAAGGCGGGGCCGUCUCGGGGCAAAGGACACGUCGCUGGCGCCAAAAAAAGGCCCGGGGCCUCUCGACACGAGGGGGGAGGAGGAGGAGGAGGAGGAGGAGGAGGAGAAAAGUGGGGGAAUAAGGGUGGCUAUAUAACGAGAUGCAUGAUCAUCUGAAAGAAAUCGGCGCGGCCAAUUCAACUGCACAUGGCUCAGGUUGCGCGCCACCCAGUUGCCGUUUUAAAAUGCACACGCAAAGUCAGCACAUGCCAUCCGAAUCAGACUCGAGAACUUCGCGGCCGCCGCGAAGCUCUCGAGUCUGAUUCGGGUUCGCGGCGCGACGACACAGGACAGGACCAGCCGCGAAGCGAAGUGACGUGGCCGAAGCACACCAGCACGAGCAUUCGAUUCAGAUCUUGUCAGGGCUGCACAUGUUGUGCAAUGUGACUUCAUAGAUUCUGCUAACAUAAUUAGCUCAGCCGUGUGGGCGUGGAGUGGAA
This is a messenger RNA of Prorocentrum cordatum, 971 nucleotides long. The record is from the annotation of a GenBank genome assembly. NCBI's taxonomy places the organism in Eukaryota, Dinophyceae, Prorocentrales, Prorocentraceae.